This is a messenger RNA of Rosa chinensis, 610 nucleotides long. RefSeq names its product serpin-ZX. NCBI's taxonomy places the organism in Eukaryota, Viridiplantae, Streptophyta, Magnoliopsida, Rosales, Rosaceae. Bases 44 to 610 code for a protein of 188 amino acids. Gene Ontology annotation, molecular function: serine-type endopeptidase inhibitor activity. The record is from RefSeq and is a predicted model, not a curated record. The transcript has a single exon.
UUCAAUGCAUCUUGGACAAGAAACGGUGCGUUUCACCUUUUGAAUGGAAACUCGAUCAGUUGAUGGAGUACCUUACAUGACUAGCUGUUUUGGUGGUUGCCACUCCAUAAGUGCCUUUGACGGCUUUAAAGUCUUGAAUCUUUCUUACAAAGGAAGUAGUGAUUACAAGGACCAUCGAUGUUUCUCUAUGCACUUGCUUCUUCCGGAUGCAAGAAAUGGGCUGCCGGCUCUGGUCGAGAGGGUUUGUUCGGAGUCUGGAUUUUUAGAUCGUCAUCUAAUUAAAUGGAAUAUGGUUCGAGCUGGUCGCUUAUUGAUCCCAAAGUUCAAGAUCUCUUCUAGGUUUGAAGCAUCCUGUGUUUUGGAGAAACUAGUGCUGGGGGGUGUUGGUGCCAACACGAAUAUAUUCCAUCAAGCCGUAAUUGAGGUUAAUGAAGAUGGCACAACUGCGGCAGCUGCUACUGUUGCCAUAUGGGUUGGGGCUUCUGCUCCGCCGCCUCAAGAGAUACAAGACUUUGUGGCCGAUCACCCAUGCAUUCAUGCUAUUCUCAUCAGAGAAGGUGGUGGAACGGUGUUGUUCAUGGGGCAAGUGCUCAAUCCGCUUGCUGGCUGA